GUUGAGCAAACAAAAGCCCGAGAGCGUCAGCAGCGCCGCUGCCUCCCUCCCUCCCUCCCUCUCUCUCUCUUUUCCUCACAAAAACACUUUCGGGAAGAAUAAAGUGUGUUUUUUUUCCCCCAUUCCUCUCGCCGACCUGCGCUCGGCCAGUGUUUACCCGGAGCCAAGCCGUGGCCUGCAGCUGGAAGAACGGCCCGACCAUGAGGAGGCAGAAGCGGGCUCCUGGGACACCCUGGGCUUGUCUCCUAUUACUGGUGACGCUCGCCGACGCUCACCGAUUCCUUAGCCAGAACACAGCUUCCCAGUUCCUGAGCAGGCACCGGAGGGCCAACUCUCUGUUUGAGGAGAGCAAGAAGGGCAACCUGGAGAGGGAGUGCAUCGAGGAGGUGUGCAACAAGGAGGAGGCCAGAGAGAUCUUCGAGAACCACCCAGAGACGGAAUACUUCUACCCCAAAUAUGUCUUGUGCUUGGGUUCCCACCGCGUCGGCAUCAACAACCACAACUCCGGCUCCAACAUCCCCCCUGACCUUCGAACCUGCGUGACGGAGAUCAGCAACCAGUGUACGCCGUUCCCGUGCUACAAGGAGGGCUCGGAGCGCUGCGUGGACGGCCAGGCCUCCUAUACCUGUGUUUGUAAGCCGGGCUGGAAGGGGCUGCGCUGUGAGGAUGACAUCGACGAGUGCACAGAUCCUGAGUUUCCCGCAGGAUGCAACCAAAAGUGUCACAACAUUCCAGGUAGUUUUCUCUGCUUGUGUGAGGAAGGCUUCUUCAUCAAUGACAACAUCAACUGCGUUGAUGUCAAUGAGUGCCUGUUGUACCCCAGUAUUUGUGAACAGCCAGCCAAAUGUGUCAACACGCCAGGCAUGUAUGAGUGCCGGUGUCCCGUGGGAUUUAAAUACAACUUCACCUCAAGGACCUGCAAUGAUAUUGACGAGUGCGAGAUGCACGCGUGUGUCGGGACCUGUCAAAACACGGUGGGCAGCUACACGUGCCACUGCGACGGGCGUCAGGGUUUGCAGCUGGCUGCGGACGAGCGACACUGUGAGAGCAUCCCUGUUUGCGUGGACCUGAAGGACGAUAAACACCCCGAGAUGCUUUACCUGGGGGAGCAGUUUGCGGGCUUUCCAGUCAUCUACCUGCGCUUUCGCCUUCCUGAGAACACAAAAUUUGCUGCUGAAUUUGACUUCCGAACUUUUGACCCAGAGGGAGUUGUUCUGUAUGCCGAGUCUUCCCCCAACUCGUGGUUCAUGUUGGGGCUGAGGGCUGGCCGCAUUGAAGUCCAGUUUAAAAACCAGCACACCUACAAGGUUACAAGCGGAGGAAAAGCCAUCAAUGACGGACAGUGGCAUGUGAUCUCGGUGGACGAGCUGGAAAACAGCAUCAGCGUUAAGAUCAGCAAGGAGGCUGUGAUGAGCAUCAACAGCCCCGAGAAUCUCUUCACUUCAGUCAACGGCAAACUGGAGACCAAAGUCUACAUCGCUGGGCUGCCGAACCGCACCGACACGGUCAUGAAGGCUAUCAAUCCCCGACUGGACGGCUGCAUCCGUGGCUGGAACCUGAUGAACCAGGGGGCGUCCGGCGUCAAAGAGGUCAUUCACGAGAAGGAGAGCAAACACUGCUUCGUGUACGUGGAGAGAGGCUCUUUCUUCUCAGGGGCCGGACUGGCACACUUCAACAUAGACUACAGUGAUGCCAGCAGCUGGAAGGUGGACGUAACGAUAAACAUCCGUCCGUCCAGCAGCACGGGUGUCCUCUUUGCUCUUGUCUACAACAACACUGUCCCCCUCUCAGUCGCCGUGGUAACAAAGGAGGAAGACGACGCAGACCUACAAGUGUUCCUGGACGGCGUCUGUGUGGCCACGCUGGACUCGCUGAUGCUCUGUUACCCCGAUCGGCUGAUGGUGCGGCUGAACGUGACGCCGACGGACAUCCAGAUCUCUGCCAACUCCUCCACUGUUAGCUACGUAAACCCUGAGGCCCUGCAGAAGGCACUGGGGCGCCUUAACGCCACCAUGCAGAACCCCGUAGCAACGUACAUUGGUGGGAUACCAGACGACGUCCCGUUGCCCGCCACCCCGGUGUCAGCCUUUUACCACGGCUGCAUGGACAUCACCGUAAACGGCGUGCAGCUGGACUUUGACGAAGCUCUGAGCAAACACAACAGCAUCAAGUCUCAUUCCUGUCCUCCUGUCAGUGACCCAGAACGCCCAGAUGUACCCCGGCCUGCAUAGGAAGUGACCUCAAUUAGCAAACUAUGAUUAAAUAAAGCCCUCGAGUUUGCCAGCGCCCCCGCCUGGGACGCCUUCUUGGGACAGGUUGGAUAGAAAGUGGGGUUUUUUACGUUUUUGUCUUUCAUCCAUGCCGUCUUAACUUUGUCCACUAUUUUUUUUUGUUUGUGGUUUGUUUUAGCUUCAACUAAAGCUGCUGGGCAUUACGUUGCAGCAGUUGUUGUUUUUUUGCCAAUAAAUGUACAAUCUUCAAAGACACUUUGACAGAAAGAGUUCAGCUCUGCGGCACCGGUGUGUAUUGAACAACAGGUGGUUGCCUGUGUGUGUAGAUGAAUAAACAAAUGGUCGCUGUUGGCCAGGCUCUGCUAGUACCUGCGUCCCCGUCCUUGCUGCAGUCACAUUCCUGUCUGUAUCUGUCUCAGAGGAAGAGGCUGAGCCUGGAGGCCUCUGGCACGGUCUUGUUGCACGUGUUUCUUUGAAUCAACAUUGCUGGUUUGGGUCGCACAGUUAUUAUCUAAACCUUUGGUGUCUAGCUUGUUCUGUAGUUAUUCUGGGUUCACAAUUUCACUGUGUAUAUAAAAGACAAACCAAGUAGUUCUUUCAGAAGUAUUAUUGUUUUUGCGACGUUUGUUUUAAUAAAACUGAAUUAAAGCAGUG
This is a messenger RNA of Fundulus heteroclitus (mummichog), 2885 nucleotides long. It is a transcript of the gene pros1, whose product is annotated as protein S. Gene Ontology annotation, cellular component: extracellular region. The coding region runs from base 201 to 2231 and encodes 676 amino acids. Gene Ontology annotation, molecular function: calcium ion binding. NCBI's taxonomy places the organism in Eukaryota, Metazoa, Chordata, Actinopteri, Cyprinodontiformes, Fundulidae. The record is from RefSeq and is a predicted model, not a curated record. The transcript has 14 exons.